Molecule: messenger RNA, 636 nt
Organism: Corticium candelabrum
Lineage: Eukaryota; Metazoa; Porifera; Homoscleromorpha; Homosclerophorida; Plakinidae
Product: dual specificity protein kinase shkC-like
Exons: 2
Coding region: 1-636 (211 amino acids)
Biological process (GO): protein phosphorylation; signal transduction
Cellular component (GO): cytoplasm
Molecular function (GO): ATP binding; protein kinase activity
Source: RefSeq, a predicted model, not a curated record
AUGACGUUUCUUCACGGUCUCCGCCCACCCAGAAUACAUCAAGAUCUGAAGAGCAGCAAUCUCCUGGUCAGUUUCGACUGGACGGUCCGGGUCUCGGAUUUUGGAUUGCCUCUUGCUGUACCGAGAGAAGGAAUAAAUCUACCGUCAGUUUCGCGGCGGGAACACGGCGACGAGAGGUCGACUCUGUUGAAACCAUUACCGUACAUUACUGUUCGAGUUGGUAAUCCCGCGUGGGCGGCUCCAGAAGUUUAUGGUAACAAGCCGUAUGGAUCUGCAGCUGAUGUGUAUAGUUUUGGAAUUGUACUAUGGGAGAUUGUAGCUAGAAAAUUACCAUUUGGUGACAUGAUUUUCUUGGAGGAAAUUAAGGAUGCCGUCAUAACCGGAGAGAGACUUGAAAUACCCGAGAACUGCCCUAGUGAAUUGACUGACCUGAUCAAGUCUUGUUGGCACGGCUUGCCUGCAUGUCGACCAAAGUUUGCCGAAGUGGUGAGUCGACUGGUAGGAAUGGGAGCUGAUCGUUCGAGCCAGUUUGAUCCGACUAGAGCGACAGAGCUCGACGUAGAGACGGAAACCUUUGAGAACGUCGCUAGAACAGAAUGCUGUCGCCGUAGCUUUGAAGUGGUCACAAGUAGAUAA